AUGUCGGAACUAGCCGAUAUUAAUAAACUGACUCGAGACUUCGUAGUGGUAAAAUUUGAGAAAGAAUAUGAUAAAGAAGGGCAUAUGAUAUUGGAACUUGUACCUUCAGUCUGGUUGAUCAUUUAUUUUGAUAAUGUGUACAAUUAUUUUUCAGAGGAUCAUGAUCAAGGUAUGCGCAGAUUGAACCGAGCAUUGAAGCGUAAUGCGAAGAUCGAUUCUACGGACGGUGAUGCAGUUAAAUCUUAUGAACCGGAAAUCCUAAGCAACAGUGCUGCGAGUAAAUUGUUGAAAAAAAAAACGUUACUUCGAACGAUAUCUGAAAGGCUAGAAGAAGAGCCUUUAAGUGAUGAAAGGCCGAUUCAAAAGAAGACAACUUGUGUGAAUUCGUCGCUCGUCAGUUUUCCGCCGUUGGCACGGCGAAAACGCGAUUCUUCCACGGAGGCUGAUACAGCCUUAUCAGAAGGCUCGCCGUGACAGGAGUUUAAAAGUCCGUUGAGUAUUCGUGCACCUUCAAUUAUUUAUUGAGUGACGGUACAUCGAACGACGUUGAUCGUACAGUAUAAAGCGGUAACCGAGACCGGGUAACACGUUCUAUCUUCAAGCCAAUUACUCGUGUUCUGACCAGAGAUCCCGUGUCGUCGCGCGGAAUCCUCACGAAGAGAAAUCCCCCCUUUUCGGAGAAUAGACGCCUGCUCUUUCCGAAUUGGCGGACAAAUUCGAAAUAAUGUGAGAGCGUUUACCAAUAACGGCGAGUUUGACUGCGAAAACAUCUCAUGGUCAAAACUGUUUAGAUCGCGAGGUUUAUU
Messenger RNA from Vollenhovia emeryi, 806 nucleotides. RefSeq lists its product as uncharacterized. Lineage: Eukaryota; Metazoa; Arthropoda; Insecta; Hymenoptera; Formicidae. The record is from RefSeq and is a predicted model, not a curated record. Bases 1 to 474 code for a protein of 157 amino acids. The transcript has 2 exons.